GGUGACAUUGCGCGUACCUGCGCCACCGCGGGCUCGUGCCUUUCUGUGCUGGUCGGCUGAGUAGGCGGCAAUGGGGAGCCUCCGCGGCCUACGCCUGACGGGAAGUUGUUUAAGGUUAUAUGAAAGAGAUGUUUAUUCAUCUCUAAGGCUUACCAGAAACACUGAUUUGAAGAGAAUAAUUGGAUUUUGCACCAAACCACAAGAAAGUGCCAGAGCUCCAUCCCACACCUACAGCCACAGAGUGCCUUUACACAAACCCACGGAUUGGGAGAAAAAGAUGCUGAUAUGGUCAGGUCGCUUCAAAAAGGAAGAUGAAAUCCCAGAGACCAUCUCUUUUGAGAUGCUUGAUGCUGCCAAGAAUAAGAUUCGUGUGAAGAUAAGCUAUGUAAUGAUUGCCCUGACAGUGGCAGGAUGUAUCCUGAUGGUUAUUGAAGGCAAGAAGGCUGCCAAAAGACACGAGAGUUUAACAAGCAUGAACUUAGAAAGGAAAGCUCGUCUGAGAGAGGAAGCAGCUAUGAAGGACAAAGAGUAGCAGAGGUAUUCAUAUUGGCUGGAUUUCAAAAAUCCAGGAAAAAUGUUGCAACAACAAGCCUAUGUUAAAAAGAAUUUGAUACAAAGAUCCAUUUCAUAAAAAUAUGGUUUACACAAACGCAUACCAUUUCCCUGUUGUAACAGUACAAAUAAAUUUCCUUAAAGAA
Messenger RNA from Otolemur garnettii (small-eared galago), 698 nucleotides. RefSeq names its product family with sequence similarity 162 member A (gene FAM162A). Gene Ontology annotation, cellular component: mitochondrion. Gene Ontology annotation, biological process: positive regulation of release of cytochrome c from mitochondria; neuron apoptotic process; cellular response to hypoxia. The record is from RefSeq and is a predicted model, not a curated record. Lineage: Eukaryota; Metazoa; Chordata; Mammalia; Primates; Galagidae. The transcript is spliced from 5 exons. Bases 71 to 532 code for a protein of 153 amino acids.